Molecule: messenger RNA, 3291 nt
Organism: Pocillopora verrucosa
Lineage: Eukaryota; Metazoa; Cnidaria; Anthozoa; Scleractinia; Pocilloporidae
Product: probable serine incorporator
Cellular component (GO): membrane
Source: RefSeq, a predicted model, not a curated record
UGCUGACUGGUGGCGUAAUUUGGUUUCAAUCCUGUCACGACCAUAAAUAACAAUACACUCCAUGCAACAACUAGUUCGGGAGAAAAAACUGAAAAGUUCUGGAUGGUUGUGGGCGAUAUCCAAGAUUAUUCCAGAAAAAGGAGCAAUUAGAAAAUCGGAUUUUGCCUUUGUUCGAAUCACACACCAGUUGAAGCUCUCGUCUGUUGGAGGGAAAUAUUUUCUGAGGUGUAUUUCACGCGCGAUUGAUCAGUGACUUCGUUCACUACGAAACAACGUAAUUUCAAGGCGUUUCCGCAGGGUGGCUAGCACUUUGAUCGUGAAUAUCAGCAUCUGCCACACCGAAUUUUUACCUUCUCUAAGGAAGAAAAGCACUUUUUGCACUGCACUGAACCUCGUUUGAGUUAUCGUUUAAGUAAUGUGGAGCACACGGAGUAUGGAGGGCGAACGUUACAAGCAAUGGAUUGUCGAUUGAUCACUCAUCUGUUGGACAAACUAAAUCGACUAAUAGCUUGUCGAUCAUUGUGUGUUUUAGAGCAAACGAGCUCCAUUCUCUCCUAAAGCAUUUCGUCUGGUAAAUUAUCCGUGGCACAACUUUUCUAAACAACGCUGAGUCCAUCAAAAAGCUACUUAGAACAGCAUUGCUUACACCACAUCGUAAUCAAUACAAAGUGUGACAUCCUAACAACAUAUUGAAAGACUUUCCUACUGCACAGACAUUCAAAUCAGGUAUCGUGGUCUCUUGAUAGCGAGAGGUAAAAAGCAGCCUUAUUUUAGUUCGAAAAAAGGGAAAAAGUGAGGCCUGGCACAUUUGAAUGGUUCUGAGUGAUCCUUUGUUUAUUGUUCAACCUAUCCCAGAGUUCUUUAUGGGUUUCUAUGGGAGCAGCUCUACAGACUCUGGGCGUAGCGGAAGUAGCGAGUGAAGUCGCUUGUUGCGCAGGCUCAGCAGCGUGCAGUUUAUUUUGUAAAAAGAAAGUCGGUGGUAUUAGAUCAAGGCUAUACUUCACCGUGUUUCUUCUCCUUGGUACAGUUCUUUGCCUCGUAAUGCUCUCCCCGAAUAUGCGACUAUAUCUGGACAAAAUUCCUUUCCUCUGCACGAGACUCGCGUCUAAACGAACUUGCGACAAUUUCGUGGGCUACGGAGCAGUUUACAGAGUUUCAAUCGCCAUGUCUAUGUUUUUUCUAUUAUUCUCAUUCCUCACUUACAACGUGCACUCUAGGAAAAAAUUCCGCGCUAGGAUCCACAAUGGUUUCUGGUACAUCAAACUCUCCCUGUUGGUUUUGAUAAUAGGAUUCGUAUUUUAUCUACCGAGUUCGGAGCUUAUCAGCAAGAUAUGGAUGUAUAUUGGACUUACGGGUGGAUUUAUGUUCAUUCUCAUUCAAAUUAUUCUCGUCAUCGACUUUGGUCAUUCGUGGAGUGUAUCUUGGGCAGAGAAAAUGGACACCCUUGACACGAAAUGCUGGUACUUCUCACUAGCCUUUUCAACCGCUUUAGUGUAUUCGAUUUCUGUCACGGCGGCUGUGAUGUUUUAUCUUUUCUUCACCAACCCGGACGAUAUAUCACAGUGUAAAGCGAAUACUUUUUAUAUCAGUUUUAACGUAGGACAUUGUGCGCUGGCUACAAUAAUUUCUGUGCUUCCGCGAAUUCAGGAAGAAACAACAGGAGCUGGUCUCCUGCAGUCUUCAGUCAUUACAAUAUACACCAUGUAUCUUACAUGGAAUACCCUUUCAUCUCAACCAGACUCAAAAUGCAAUCCACUUGGCGCGGUUAUACUGGAAUAUGACAAGGUAUCUGGUGUGAAUGGGCAAGCGAUCUUUGGCGCGCUUUUGAUGUUUGCCUUAUUAGCGUUUGCGUGCACUGUCCGCGCCAGCACUUCACAGCUUGGGAAACUGGGACUCUCUCUAUCUGACAAUCCCGAAUACUUGCGAAAAAGUGUCGAAAUAAACACGAAGCACCGAAAACAAGAGAACAUACCUGAUGAGGAUGGUAAAGGAGCCGAGGAACUUGAAAGCGAAGAUGUCGCUUAUAGUUAUUCUUUCUUUCACUUUGUUCUUUUCCUAGCAUCUUUACAUGUCAUGAUGGUAAUGACGAACUGGCACAGUCCAGAUGAAAACGUUGAUUUUAAGAAAAUGAUAAAGAAUUGGGCAGCAGUCUGGGUGCAAAUGGCAUCGAGUUAUAUUUGUUGUCUGGUGUAUAUAUGGACUCUAGUAGCGCCCUUAAUACGAAGGACGUGGGGCCAUUAUCUGGGGUUGGACUUUGAACCUGCCAGACAGCCGAGCGCAAGAAGAGCUAGCGCUGCACGGCUUAGAGACGAUUUCAUGAAGACAAAGGAAAGAUUAAAAACAUCUGAAAUCGUGGUUGAUAGGAAUAGAGACAAACGAGAGCUUGAGCAAAGCCGGCAAGCUAGGAAAAGGAGGCUUCAAGAAGCGAUAAAAAGCAAUCAAGGUAAUGAAACAGACGUCGGUGUGGGCGAAGCAAGUAAAGCUAAAGGCAAAACGGAACACCAAAGUGAUAAUGACCCUCUCUGUUCGGGUGAUAAAAACCGUGACAGCAGUCCUAGUGAAAGGACAGUCGAAAAACAAAAAGAUAAAUCCAAACUCACACCAACUUCGUCGGCCGAGAGUUCACUUUUGCCCGAUGCGUCGAUGUAUGAUCGGAAAAGGUCGUGCUCCUCUGAUAGAACUUCGGAAGAACAAAUAAGGCUUCCCAAUCCUUCUAUGCCAGUGCGAAUACAAAUCGACCAUCCAUUCGAAAAGAUUACCCAAGAAAGUGUUUUCAGCAACAGCGUCAAAGAACCUGAAGUUUCCAAGGAAAUUCUCAGAUUACAAGAAAGAAUUCUUAGAUUUCAGGCGAAGAUCGUGAAAAUCCAGCAUAAAAUAUUAUCCAUACAGGAAACAGGUGAAGUUACUAUUCCAAGAACAGAAAAUGUUACGAAAAGAGGAUAGCUUUUAGGUGCCUGUUCGUCAUACCCGACACAAAUAGAUUCAAAUCAGAACUCUAUCCUGGGUGGUAAAGAAAACAUUUUCGAUUUUCAAGAUAACUCAGGAAACAUUAAAGAUCAGAAGCCCUGGUUCAACCAAGAAGAAGUUUUCUUUUUUCAUUUAAGCACCCACUAAAAGUGAGAAUUAAAAGCAGCCUUUGAUGUAUAGCUAUUUUAAGCAAAGUAUACUAAUAAUUUUUUAUAUAUACCAUCAUGUGACUGUCAACACAGUACUCUAAAUUCCCCCUUCAUUGCAUUCCCUCACUUUUUACUUUAUUUUGUACUAUAAGCGAGAUCUUUUUUUAAGAAUUUG